AUGGCCAAAGGAUCGCAGCUAUCACAGCUAAAAGCUGCUCUCAAUAAAGCAGGGCUAACGGGACCUCCGAAUAGCAAAAAAAGAAAGCGCGGUCAACCUCUAGAGAAAGACAAGGAGAAAAAAGCUGCAAAGCUCGAAGAGAUCCACCAGCGUCUCAAUCCUUUUGAUGUCAAGGUCACAAAGUUGAAACACGAUGUUGGAGGGAGAAGACUGAAGGGAAUCACCGGAAGGCCUGCAAAAAGCAAGCAGGCUGACCUUGAUCAGCGCAAGAAAGUGUUGUUGAAGGAAUAUGAAGAAAAAGACAGAGCUGGUGGCAUUGUCGAUCGACGUUUCGGUGAAAAUGAUCCUACUAUGAGCUUGGAAGAACGUAUGCUGGAACGCUUCACCAAGGAGAGACAACGGGCUUCGAAGGGAAUGGCGUUCAAUCUGGAGGACGAGGAUGACCUCACACACUAUGGUCAAAGUUUAUCAAAAAUGGACGACUUUGACGACGUUGGACUGGAAGAAGAUAGCGACGAAGAAGAUAAGCAUGGUCAAAUUGCCCGAGAUGUUGUCAGUAGGACACAUUUUGGCGGCUUUGGAGACGAACCGGAAGAAGAGGAAGAAGGGCCUGCGAGAAAGAAAACGAAGGCUGAGGUCAUGGCCGAAGUAAUGGCCAAAAGUAAAGAGCAUAAAAUGCGCCGACAAAUGGAACGCGACCAAGACGAUAACAUUCGUCACGAACUCGAUAAUCAAUUUGCGGAUUUACGAGAACUAAUUUUCGCGCCAGACCCUUCGUCUAGUGGUAGCAAUAUGAUACCGCUUGGUGUACGAGAGGGGGGGCCAUAUCCCAAACCACCCGUUGAUGCCGAAACUGUAGUGACCAAACUGAUUCCUACGGGCGAAGGCGAUGAUUAUGACCAACACGUCCGAGAGUUGGCGUUUGACAAACGCGCCAAACCCAAAGAUCGAACAAAGACAGAAGAGGAAUUGGCAUUGGAGGCAAAAGAAGCCUUGGAAAAGGCAGAAAGAAGGCGCCGAAGGCGUAUGUUGGGUCUGGACGAAAGCGAAGACGAAGAUGAAGGAGGAAAGGGAAAAGCGAAGCGGAAAAGAGGAGGAGACGACUUAGACGAUGAUUUCGACGAUCCUAAUGAAGACCUAAGUUUAUUGGGACCAGGCCUCGGAGGUGAGGUUGCUGCGGAUGAAGACGACGAAGAGGAAAGUGAUGAGGAUGAAGAAGAAGGUAGCGACGAAGGAGAGGAAGAAGAAGGAUCGGAUGAGGAUGGUAAUUCCGAGCUUGAAGGCUCAGAUGAAUCAGAAGGAGAGGAGGGAGAUCAUGAACAACUUGUUGCGCCUCGCAGAACAGCAAAAACAAAAUCCAAGGGCAAAAAGAAGGCGAAGCAAGAACUACCUUUCACUUUUCCAUGUCCCAGCAGUCACGAGGAAUUCCUUGAAAUCAUUGAAGACAUUGACGACGACGAUGUACCCGUAGUGGUGCAAAGAAUACGUGCCUUGUAUCAUACAAGUCUAGCGGCUGAUAAUAAACUUAAGCUCCAGACAUUCGCAACAAUACUCAUCGAUCACGUCCUAUAUAUUGCCUCUCCUCCAAAUCCCCGCUAUUCCUUGAUAACAGCUUUAUUCCCUCACAUCCUUGCCAUAACGAAAGCAUAUCCUAUUCCAAUUGCCCGUCAUUUCAACAGCAAACUAAAUCUAAUGCAUAAAAACCUGAAACGAGGGCUUUCCCGUGGCCCUCUCGACCCUGAUGCCAAAACAUGGCCUGGAAUUCCAGAGUUGUCUCUCCUACGAUUAAUUGGACUUAUCUGGCCGACCAGUGAUCUCAACCACGCGGUUGUUUCCCCUACGCGACUUCUUUUAGGUGCAUACCUUGGCUUGGGACGGGUGAGGACAUUGCGCGAUAUUGCAAGUGGUUUGUUUUUGUCCACUCUGUUCCUGCAAUACGAAUCACUCUCGAAGCGACUUGUACCAGAAGUAAUCAAUUUCCUCCUAAAUACCGUUCUUUUCCUUGCACCGCAUCCGUUUGAGCGCGUCACCGAUCUUCCUGGCUCGUUCCCUUCACCCGACUUCCGAUCAAAAUUAUGCCAAAAACUCGCCAUGGAUGCUAAAGUUAAAAAAUCGCUCGUAGCCCGAAAGGCAAACUUGACGACACUUAUGGAAUCUGAUGAUUCAGACGAGCAGGCAAAGGCGGACUUGCUCUCGCUUUCCUUCGGAUUACUUGGGGAAUUUGCCGGUUUGUAUAAAGGCCUUGAUGGUUUCAUUGAAUUAUAUGAGCCUGUGUUAGCUGUCCUCGAAAAUCUUGAUAGCAAACAUCUUUUCGACGGCCACAAGACACAACUUGGGAAACUCGUUGACUCCCUUCAACGACUGCUCAAAUUUUCACAUCAAGCCAGAAAGCCGCUGUGUCUACAAGCACAUAGGCCUAUCCCUAUCCCAACCUACAUUCCCAAGUUUGAAACUACUACGUCGAACUACCUGCGCAGGCAAGAUCCUGAUCAUGAAAAGAACCAGGCCUCCAAAUUGCGCAACCAGUACAAACAGGAGAGGAAAGGCGCCAUCAGAGAGCUGAGAAAAGACGCCAGAUUCCUUGCAGGUGUGGAACAGAAGAAGCAGAUUGAAAAGGAUCGCGCAUAUAAUGAACGCAUGCGUCGUGUAUUUGGGUCUAUCGAAGGUGAACGGGCAGAAGAAAAGGCAAUGGAGAGAGAAAAGGCCAAAGACAAGAGAAGAGCAGGCAAAAAGUAG
This is a messenger RNA of Psilocybe cubensis, 2736 nucleotides long. RefSeq lists its product as uncharacterized. Gene Ontology annotation, cellular component: Noc4p-Nop14p complex; small-subunit processome; nucleolus. The coding region runs from base 1 to 2736 and encodes 911 amino acids. Lineage: Eukaryota; Fungi; Basidiomycota; Agaricomycetes; Agaricales; Agrocybaceae. The record is from RefSeq and is a predicted model, not a curated record. The transcript has 7 exons. Gene Ontology annotation, biological process: maturation of SSU-rRNA.